Messenger RNA from Pyricularia pennisetigena, 1983 nucleotides. RefSeq lists its product as uncharacterized. The transcript has a single exon. The record is from RefSeq and is a predicted model, not a curated record. Lineage: Eukaryota; Fungi; Ascomycota; Sordariomycetes; Magnaporthales; Pyriculariaceae. Bases 1 to 1983 code for a protein of 660 amino acids.
AUGGCAAGCCAGCCGAGUUCUGGAGGGUUCUCUCUGUUCCCGAACCCAAACUACAGGCACACAAGCCCGCGCCCCCGAACGACAACACCAAGCAACGGUGGUGCGAGGGCCACCACGCCUCAGAGCUCUGCCCCUCCCCGCGAUCUUUGGCCCGAGUCCUCGCCGCCCAGGCAGCAUCGCACUCCGGAGCGCAAACCAUCUACCAGGCAACGCAGGCAACCGCAGAGCCAAGGAGUCGGCAUCAGCCAGGGGGCCGCUUCUUCGACGAACCCAGGCCGAGCGGAGGAUCCGUGGAUCGGCAGUUCCGCCGCUGCCGCACAAAUCCAGCGUCCGGCCGCCGUCGUUGAGGCGCCGCCGAGAUGUGACACGGCCUUCUCAGAAGCGCAGACACUGGUUCGCAGCAACAGUAACAGGUCUUGCACCUCCGUAGGUCACAAAAAUGGUGCCCAAGGGCCUUCUUCUUCGGGAGGCGAGCCUCAAGCGUUGAGGUCGAUAUUCCCAACAUACAAUCACGACCUGCCUCCAGAUAGGCAGGAAUACUUUCCAACCCAAGCAAGCCCCACGCACAUACCCAUGGCCGUCAUCAGCAGGCCCUUGUACACGCCAGAGCCUGAAAUACAACAUACCCAACAACCGCAACACCCACAGCUCACUUCCUCUUCUCCCCAACUGCAAGCGCAACAAUUUCACCGGCCUCUGCAAGCCGACAUGCAAAUGCCGCAGCAGCCCGCUCCGGCAGCAGUGCCGGCAUCAUCUCCGCCACCAAUACCUACCCCCGUGGCCAGGUGGCCGCCGCGGCCCGCAGAGCCUCCCACCACACCCCACGUCAGCUCUACGGAAGAGCUGCGGUCACUGUGGAAAGUAGUGAGCGGGUGGAAGGCUACUGCUUCCGAAGGCCGUCUAUUCUGUCUCAAGAUGACAGCCGAGCGAGACACGCCCAUAUACACCCUCUCGUCGACAACGCAGCCCUUCUACAACCUCCGCAUCGACCCGACAUCCGCAUCCGCCUACGUCACCCUCUCGCGUCACGACCCAAGUAAAGUAUACAAAGCACCAGCGGAGCCGGCUCCGACUGCCUCGGAUCCCGGAAGCCCCGGUGGAUCCAUGCCGCCCGCAUCCGUGGUCGGCACAGGCAAGGACGGCAAGCACUGGCAAUCGGCGCUGACGACGACGCUCGAGGAGGCGUCUCGGCGGCACGCGCCAAACGACGGCCUCGUGGCGCUCUUGUACCCGCAGGCGGCGGCGCGGGUGGCGCUGGAGCGGCCGGACGAUGUGGCGACCAUCAUGACGGCGGAGCGCGAGUGCGCGCGGCUGGUGUGGGACGACGACACGGGCAACCACUACCUGGUGCACCCGGCGCUGGCCAUGCCGUUCUGCGUCACCAUCGACCGCAACCCGGCCUGGAGCCGGACCGAGUACACGCUCGAGCACCUCGAGAGCCCGCAGCACAUCGCGCGGCUCACGCGCGACGGCACCGGCAACGGCUGGCUCGAGCUCGACACGGGCAUCGCCUCCAAGAUCGACAGCGUCUACAUCGUCGAGGUCGCCGUCGCGGCCCUGAUGCUCGUCGCGCACGGAGACACCCAGUUCACCCGCAGCGACGUCUUCGAGGCCCCGCCCGUGCACAUGAUCUUUGCCGCGCCGCCGCCCAGCUGCGGUUCCGGCUCUGGGGACGGCGGCAAGAAGAACAAGAAGAGGGACAGGAAGAGCUCCCGCGCGACCGCCAAGAAGAGCGGCAGCGGCGGCACGCCCAAGACGAAGCUUGAUCAGUUCGAGCUGGAUAUCGAGAGCCAGACGAGCGACCUGGCCAAGCUGGAUGUUGUCAACGAUAAAGAAAAGAAGCUGCCUAGUUUGGCGAGGCUGGUCAUCAAGCUCAUCACGGUGACUUUCAAGUGCUUCAUCUGGGUGCUGACGGCAAUGUUCAAGGCCUUGACGGGUUGCAUAUCGGUGUCGGCUAGAUGUCUGACGUCGGAGAAGCUGUAG